AUGGCCAGUAGAAAACUACUCUUCCUGUCCAAACAUGUUCUCCUUCGUCACCAAUUAUUGACAUCUCAACAGGUAUCAGGUAAUUGGUCGAGGCUACCGCCAAAUGGGCAUCUGUCCAGGCGCCAGUUCAGCAUGUUUGAUGAGUUAUCUGAGAAGAUUAAAGGGGAAGUUGAAAGGAAUCAAGAUUUUCAAAAAUCCAUUAAGGAAAUCAAAGAGAAGGCCGAAGAACUGAAAGGAGUCAAAGAAGAUUUGAAAGUUAGAACGAAGCAGACUACCGAGCAGCUGUACAAGCAAGUAGAUGGUGUCUGGAAUGAGGCUGAAGCAAAGGCAAAGAGGGUAUAUGCCGAUGUGGAAGAGAAAAUAUCUGCUGCUAAAGAGGAGGUAAAAGGAAGCUUUGGUAUCGGAAAUCAAGAGGCAGCAAAGCAAGACAGCGAAAGCUCGAAUAACAAAGAUGGAAGCAAGUCUUCUUUUGGUGAAGAAAAGCAAGGUGAUGCUGAAACUCUAUUCAACAAGUUCAAAUCUGGCGUUUCUUCCAUUUCUCCAAAGGUUUCAUUGGCAUUCCAUAAAGUAAAAGAAGCAAAACCGGUGGAUUUGGUGAAGAAGGGUUAUGAGAUUGUGAAGGAUGAACUGAAAGGUAACCCCAACAGGAGGAAGCAUCUUGAGUAUGAUGCUUUUAAAACUGCUCAACGACAAAAUAUCGAGAAAAGUACUCGGACAGACAUUGUCGUGUUACCUUCAAAGCAGUCUCAAUGGAGCAAGAAAUGGGAAGCCUUUAAGAACAAGAUGCGAGGCCAUCCUGUAUUCAAGCACGUCAGUGGGAUUAGUGAGCCUGUAAUCGGAAAGAGUCAGGAGAUUGCUGAAGAUAUGCGGGAACGGUGGGAGACUAGUGAUCAUCCAGUUGUUCACAAAAUUCAGGAUAUUAGUGAAACUGUUCUAGGAGAAUCAGAUGCUGCCAUGUCAGUUAAAGAAAUAAGGCGCAGGGAUCCAACUUUCUCGUUACCUGAAUUUGCUGCUGAGGUUCAAGAAGUUGUCCAACCAGUUCUCAAUGCUUAUUUCAAAGGGGAUACUGAAGUAUUGCAGAAGUACUGUAGUUCUCAUGUAAUUGAGCGGUGUAAAGCGGAGCACAAAGCCUAUAAAAGCCAGGGAAUAUUUUUUGAUCACAAAAUAUUACAUGUAUCAGAAGUUGAAGUUCGAGAGACCAAAAUGAUGGGGGAGACGCCCAUAAUUAUUGUGGCUUUCCAAACGCAGCAAGUUUAUUGUGUUCGUGAUAAACUUGGCUCAGUAACAGAAGGUGGUCAGGACAUGAUCCACACUGUGUAUUAUGCUUGGGCUAUGCAGCAGUUGGAUCCAGAAGAAGUUGGGGAAGGAGCCCCUUACUCCAUAUGGAAGCUUCGAGAAAUUCAGCAGCAAGACAGAAAGAUACGCAUACAACACACAGGACAGGACAGGUCAGGUCAGGCAUCAAUGGCGUCCACGCUCAUAUCCACCCCUCUCAAACUUCACCACCUACAAUCCCACGCUUCACUUUCAUGGCGCUGCAACAGUUUGCCACUCGAUUCCAUUCCCUCUCACUCUCACCCCAUCUCCCCAACUUUCAUCCCUAAAGGCAGGAGUAAAACGGCGGUGAUAACUUGCAAUGCCCAAGCAGCGCCGGCCGCGGUCAAUCUGGCUCCGGGGACUCCAGUGAGGCCAACGAGCGUACUGGUUGUGGGUGCCACAGGCACACUGGGCCGGCAGAUUGUGCGCAGAGCCCUAGACGAGGGAUAUGACGUCAGGUGUCUCGUCAGGCCUCGACCUGCCCCUGCUGAUUUUCUCCGCGAUUGGGGCGCUACAGUUGUCAAUGCAGACUUGAGCAAACCUGAGACUAUACCAGCAACAUUAGUCGGCAUACAUACGGUGAUUGACUGUGCCACGGGACGUCCGGAGGAGCCCAUAAAAACCGUAGAUUGGGAAGGAAAAGUUGCUCUUAUACAAUGUGCAAAGGCUAUGGGGGUCCAAAAGUUUGUUUUCUUCUCCAUCCACAAUUGUGACAAGCAUCCUGAGGUUCCGCUUAUGGAGAUUAAGUACUGCACCGAGAAGUUUAUUCGUGAUUCAGGCCUCAACCACAUAACUAUCCGACUUUGUGGCUUCAUGCAGGGCCUGAUUGGGCAGUAUGCAGUACCCAUUCUCGAAGAGAAAUCUGUUUGGGGCACAGAUGCUCCUACAAGAAUAGCUUACAUGGACACCCAGGAUAUUGCCCGAUUAACAUUUAUAGCUCUACGCAAUGAGAAUAUCACUGGAAAACUUCUCACAUUUGCUGGUCCUCGUGCCUGGACUACCCAAGAGGUGAUAACCUUGUGUGAGAGGCUUGCUGGUCAAGAUGCAAAUGUCACCACUGUCCCUGUCUCUGUUCUGAGAUUUACUCGGCAACUGACUCGUCUAUUCGAAUGGACCAACGAUGUUGCUGAUAGAUUGGCAUUCUCAGAGGUUCUUACAAGUGAUGUUGUUUUUUCGGCUCCAAUGGCUGAGACAUACAAUCUGCUUGGAGUGGAAGCAAAGGAUAUUAGUUCCUUGGAGAAAUAUCUGCAGGAUUAUUUCACAAACAUUUUGAAGAAGUUGAAAGACAUCAAAGCACAGUCCAAACAAACUGACAUUUACUUUUGA
Molecule: messenger RNA, 2643 nt
Organism: Striga hermonthica
Lineage: Eukaryota; Viridiplantae; Streptophyta; Magnoliopsida; Lamiales; Orobanchaceae
Source: the annotation of a GenBank genome assembly